AUGUAUAUUGAGGUAUUGGACGAGGCGGGGGAUUUGAAAAAUAAGGAGGUCAGUGAUAAUGUUGAUCGUGGUGCCAUAGUUGUUUCAGAUGCAAAGCGGGUUUUGGUCGGAGCUGGGGCCCGUGCCCUUUUCUAUCCAACGUUGCUGUAUAAUGUAUUGAGAAACAAGAUUCAAUCUGAAUUCCGCUGGUGGGAUAGGGUCGAUGAGUUUAUAUUUUUGGGUGCUGUUCCAUUUCCUGCUGAUGUUCCCCGCCUGAAGGAGCUUGGUGUUUCUGGAGUGGUUACGCUGAAUGAACCAUAUGAGACUUUGGUCUCAACAUCACUGUAUAAUGCCCACAACAUUGACCAUUUGGUGAUUCCUACUAGAGAUUAUCUUUUUGCUCCAUCUUAUGGUGAUAUUUGUCAAGCCGCAGACUUCAUCCAUGAGAAUGCGUCUCGUGGGAAGAUGACAUAUGUUCAUUGUAAGGCUGGUCGAGGGCGCAGUACAACCAUUGUUCUCUGUUACCUGGUGGAACACAAGCAGAUGACUCCCCAUGAUGCUUAUGCAUAUGUUAGGUCCAUUAGGCCGAGGGUACUCCUGGCCUCCUCCCAGUGGCAGGCUGUUCAAAACUACUAUUUCCGCAAGAUGAAACCUGGAAACGCCUGCAUGAUGGCCUCCAAGAGGGAAAUUAUUCACUUCCCAGAAAAACAUGACAUGGCAGCUUUUGAUGAUGCCUCUGUAGUGGUAGUGACUGAGUCAGACCUUGAUGGGUAUGAUGGAAGCUGUGAUGUGGACCUAGUGGGUAACAAGCCACUAACAGAGCUGAGCUUGGUUUGUAAGGUUCAGUUUGCCCGUCAAGCUGCUGUUGCCAGGUUUUCAUUUUUGUGGCCACGUCGACGUGGCCAGAAACUGUCAAGAAAGAAUCUUGGAGAUUCUGUCACUGCUGAGCAGCUGGGAAAUGUUGGUCUAGAUAUUCGAGUUUGUUGA
Thlaspi arvense is the source of this 966-nucleotide messenger RNA. NCBI's taxonomy places the organism in Eukaryota, Viridiplantae, Streptophyta, Magnoliopsida, Brassicales, Brassicaceae. The record is from the annotation of a GenBank genome assembly.